Molecule: messenger RNA, 5545 nt
Organism: Arvicanthis niloticus (Nile rat)
Lineage: Eukaryota; Metazoa; Chordata; Mammalia; Rodentia; Muridae
Source: RefSeq, a predicted model, not a curated record
GCGGCGGCGGCGGUCGAGGCUGAGGCGGCGGCGGCGGGCGGGGCUCGGCUCGGGCUCCGCGGGCGGGCGGGCGGACAUGGCGGCCAACAUGUACCGGGUCGGAGAUUAUGUUUACUUUGAGAAUUCCUCCAGCAACCCGUACCUAAUCAGAAGGAUAGAGGAACUCAACAAGACUGCAAGCGGCAACGUGGAAGCAAAAGUAGUCUGCUUUUAUAGAAGACGUGAUAUCUCCAACACUCUUAUAAUGCUUGCCGAUAAGCAUGCUAAAGAAACUGAGGAAGAAUCGGAGACAGCAGUUGAGGCUGACUUGACGGAGAAGCAGAAGCACCAGCUGAAACAUAGGGAGCUCUUUCUGUCCCGCCAGUAUGAGUCCCUGCCUGCAACACAUAUCAGGGGGAAGUGCAGCGUGGCCCUGCUGAAUGAGACAGAAUCAGUGUUGUCAUAUCUUGAGAAAGAGGAUACCUUCUUCUACUCAUUGGUGUAUGACCCUUCAGUGAAAACCUUAUUGGCUGACAAAGGUGAAAUCAGAGUGGGCCCAAAGUACCAAGCUGACAUUCCAGACAUGCUACCAGAAGGAGACUCAGAUGAGAGGGAACAAUCAAAAUUGGAAGUUAAGGUUUGGGAUCCCAACAGUCCACUUACGGAUCGACAGAUUGACCAGUUUUUAGUUGUAGCCCGUGCUGUCGGAACCUUUGCCCGUGCCCUGGAUUGCAGCAGCUCUGUGCGGCAGCCCAGCCUGCAUAUGAGUGCGGCCGCAGCCUCCCGAGACAUCACCUUGUUCCAUGCCAUGGACACACUGUACAGGCAUGGCUAUGACCUCAGCAGUGCCAUCAGUGUGCUGGUGCCACUCGGGGGCCCCGUCCUGUGCAGGGACGAGAUGGAGGAGUGGUCGGCCUCUGAAGCCAGCUUAUUCGAAGAAGCACUGGAAAAAUAUGGCAAAGAUUUCAAUGACAUCCGUCAGGACUUUCUCCCAUGGAAGUCCUUGACUAGCAUCAUUGAAUAUUAUUACAUGUGGAAAACUACUGACAGAUACGUGCAGCAGAAGCGCCUAAAAGCUGCAGAAGCUGAGAGCAAACUGAAACAAGUGUACAUCCCAACUUACAAACCAAAUCCCAACCAAAUCUCCAGCAGCAAUGGCAAGGCUGGCCCUGUGAAUGGUGCUGUGGGAACCCCAUUCCAGCCCCAGAGUGCCCUCCUAGGGCGAGCCUGUGAGAGCUGCUAUGCCACACAGUCUCACCAGUGGUAUUCCUGGGGCCCGCCUAAUAUGCAGUGUAGACUCUGCGCGACCUGCUGGCUGUAUUGGAAAAAGUACGGAGGUCUGAAAAUGCCUACCCAGUCAGACGAAGAGAAGUCUCCCAGCCCUACUGCAGAGGACCCACGCGUGAGAAGCCACCUAUCCCGGCAGGCCUUGCAGGGCAUGCCGGUCCGGAACACUGGGAGCCCCAAGUCUGCAGUGAAGACCCGCCAAGCUUUCUUCCUUCAUACUACGUAUUUCACAAAAAUUGCUCGUCAGGUCUGCAAAAACACCCUGCGGCUGCGGCAGGCAGCGAGACGGCCGUUUGUCGCUAUUAAUUAUGCUGCCAUUAGGGCAGAAUAUGCAGACAGACAUGCUGAACUUUCUGGAAGCCCACUGAAAAGCAAAAGCACCAGGAAACCUUUGUCGUGUAUCAUUGGGUAUUUAGAGAUCCAUCCCGCAAAGAAACCUAAUGUAAUUCGAUCUCCACCGAGCCUGCAAACGCCAGCUACCAAGAGGAUGCUCGCCACUCCGAACCACACGUCUCUGAGCAUUCUGGGGAAAAGAAACUACAGCCAUCACAAUGGUCUAGAUGCCUCCAAGAUUCGGAUGGUGAAUUCUCUGAUUUUCGGAAGGGGAGGACAUGAACUCAGAAGCCUGCAACUAGAAACUGUAAAAGAGAUUGCUUUUGUGGCACCGGUUGAUCAGAGGGCAGAAUCUCCAAGUCCACGGGCUUCAAGUACUUCUGAGUAGUCAAACCAAUAGGGAACAUUUUGCAGAAAACAAAAACUUACCUGCUGUGUGUCAGACUGAGCUAUCCCUACUCCAUCCUGUUCUUGAAGACCUGCUACUGUCCCGCUGGUGAUCACAGCCAUGCCUGGAAAGGAGGCAGCCCCUUCAGUGGGAGAGCUCCAUGUACACCCCUUGGAAGCCCAAAGGGGCAAGGAAGAAACUGUAGGAGCACACAGUCUGGAUCUGUGACUCCAUUGUGACCAGUGGCACCUAGCUUCCUUCCCAGAGACCUUGCUGUUCCAGAGUGGACCUGUCUGCGAACUGAGGCAGGGAGCUUCUAGCCUCUUGGCUUCCCAGUUCCCAGUUCCUAGAUGCAGCUGGCUCAGCCAUGGAUGCUGCUGAGAGCCCAGAGCCCCACUGCCCUGCAUGUGUGCACCCUACUGUUUCAUGCUAUGAAAUUAUGUACAGGAGAGACACAGCAUCUUUCUGAGUUCUCUGAGCUCUGAAUUCUCUUUCAGAAUAUGCCAGUGUUUCUGCAGUUCAUAGUACUUCCCUGUCCUUGCUAUUGUGUCUCUUGGCUUUUUCUCAGUAGGCUGCCUUUCUUUCCUCACUGGGGGAAAUUAUACUUUCCAUUUUGCAUCCUGUACAGGGUUUGCUCCCACACUCUGUGGAGCAGGAGGGUCUGGAGAGCAGAAGGUUCUUGACUUUGGGCAACCUGUGAGUGACUCUCAGCAUCUGUUUAGUUACUAGAGAGAAGCUGGGGUGGGAUUGGUUUGCCUUCAGUCCUGUAGAGCUCUCCAGAGAGCAGGUGUUGAUCGUGACAAGUGUGUGCAUCACUGUGACAAGCUGUUGGCUUACGCCCUCUUCCCUUAUAGCUAAACCUGCUGACAAAGCUCUGUAGCUGGGUGGAAGGUUCCUAUAGUGUCACAGAUCCCCCCGUUUUAUUUUAAGUAGACUCUGUCAGGCCUGGGGGUGAGCUAAAAGGUGGAAAUCCUAUUUGUAGAUAUAAGUCUAUGUAGAUGGCUCUGUGUUCCCUUGCUCUUCCAGCUCAGCAUCUUUGUGAGAGUCUGUGUUGAGCCCCUGAAGACCUGCCUAUUUUACUGCCCUGAAUAUCAGCCUUCAGUGACGUCCCAGAUGGCCCCUCUGCCAGCCUCUACACUUAGCUGCAGUCACCAAAGUAACUCCCUAAGCAGAGGACGUGGUCACCUCUCCAUUAGCAGGGACAAGCUGUGAAGCACAGAAUCCCAGGACUGUGAUGACUAAGAGUCUGACCUUGCAACCACCUUGGGGUCUGUGUCUUAAAGCAGCUGGAUAGCUGAUAGCAAGCACUCCAAAUAGGUUGUUGCAAGACAGAGUGGCCACCGCUGGAACUGAAAUCCCAAGAAGAGUAAAUUUGUCACAAAAAUAAUGACAUCUGGAAGUCUGGUUUCCAUGUAGUGGAAAGGAGGGAAUAUGUGGUUGAGGACAUUGGUCAGGGUAUCAGCUGCCUUGUCCUCUCUCAGAGUUCUCUGGGGGAGGAGGUCCCUUUCAUCAUAUGCCUUUACACAGCUAUGACAAAUCCCCACCACUGCUUGGUCAUGGCUUGAGGCCCUGCAGGUGGGGCCUGGGUCAGUGGUGCCACAUGAAAGAGGUGUGGGUGGCUAGCAUUUCACUAUAAUACCCCCAUCAGAAAAGACCCAAAGGGGGGAGCAACUGGCCUUUGAGGUAUUGCCUUAGUUAGGGUUUUAUUACUGCGAAGAGACACCAUGACCAAGGCAACCCUUAUAAAGGCAAACAUUUAAUUGGGGCUGGCUUACAGGUUCAGAGGUUUCAUCUAUUAUCAUAGUGGGAAGCAUGGCAGUGUCCAGGCAGACAUGGUGCUGGAGAAAGAGCUGAGAGUUCUACAGCUUGAUCUGUAGGCAGCAGGAGGAGACUGUGAGCCACACUGGGCAUAGCUUGAGCAUAGGACACCUCAAAGCCCGCCCCCACAGUGGCAUACUCUCUCUGUCAAGGCCACACCUCCUAAUAGUGCCACUCCCUAUGGUGCAAGUAUUCAAACGUAUGCGUCAAUGGGGCCACACUUAUUCAAACCACCAUAGGUAUUCUCUUAAAAAAAGAGAAGGGAUAACACAAUUGUCUCUGACCCUGUCCUGGGUUUGUGUGGCACAUAAACACAGGGAAAAACGCUUGUCUCCCUGUUUACUCUCCUCUUCUACCCUAGCGCAUCAUGAGUGACAGCUAAUCACGCUAACAGUCAGCUACCCUGACUGCUGAGGUCUCAUUCUCUCUACCAGGUCCAGGAGAUCUGGGGAAGGGCCUCAGCAGGGAUGGGAGUGGCACAGGAGGCCUGCCCUAGCCUGCACCACAGUUAGCUUCGGGAAAAGCACAGCUCAUUUUGAGCCCCAUGUAUCCAGAAUGUUCUUUCUCCUCUUGCUUGUGAGAGCUGGCUCUUGCGGCCUCGCCCUCCCCAACACAUAACUUAAGCAUUUUUGCUCUACCUGAUUACUAGGAAACCCAGAACACUGAAGGAAUGUUCCAGGGUAAGUAAGAUAGGUUCCAGGGGACCUGGUCUCUUGUCUUUGCCUUUUUGAGCACUUGGUGUUGAGAGAGCUUCUUACCACAGCCCUCCUGGGCCCGCGAUGUUGCUGUUGUGGGAGUCAAUGGCAUGUCCCAGUUGAUCAGUGAGCAGAGUAGUCAAGCCCAGGCUCUCUCUGCAGGCAUAAGGUCAUGCCAGGUCCCCUGGGAGGACCCAAGAAACUGCUAGGCACCCCUUCUGUCCUCACACAUUGCCACUACUCUGAUGAACUGAGCAUGUGCAAAGUGGGGAACUGAAGAAGGUUGCUGGAAGCCCCCACAGUUCUGCCUUGUCUACGGCCCAGUGUCUAUCACUCAGGGCCCAGCCAGGAGAGCAAAACUUGUUUUUAGGGUUCAGAACUGAAGCAAGAAUAGCAGGAGUGGAGAGCGUGGGCCAGUUGUACAUAGUGAGGAGGCCGUGGGCCACUGCGAAGGAGCCAAAGCCAUGAGGAGUCAGAGUGGGGAGAAAGAACUUGGCUUCUUCCUCCAGCCCUCUGGAUUUCUGUGGGUGCUUCCCACCAGCUGGCUCCAGCCAGAAGCCCCACUACCUGGGAGCCUGAUGACUUAGGACGCAGCAGGGGAGAGAAGGGGGAGGCUGAUGAAGAGCGGCCCUGGGGCGGGGGUACCCCUGUUGCUCUGUUCUUGGAGCAUGGCAAUUCCAUUGCAACACUAAGACCUUGGGGAAGGAGGCAGAGGAGUGGCCUGCUUGGACUUGUAGAUUGUUUUCAUUCUUCUGGUGAGGAAAGCCUUUCUUCACCGUUGACCCUGCUCGUCUUUGGAGGAGUUUGCCCACUAAAGCACCCUGCCUUGUGCUCCCCUCUAGAAAGCCAUGUCCUGGUUUCUGUGUGCACCCCUACCUGUUCCUCUCCUCCCAGUCUCUGGUUUCCCCUUGCCAUGAGCACUAACCAGAGCUGGCCUCUGCUCGGGAAAGCUCUCUCCCAUGCCAUGCCAGUGGCCUGUCUGUCUGUAAGAGAGGCCAUCUAUCUGUCAGUUUGUAUUGUGUUUCCAAUAAAUUUUUGGAAAUCA